GCUUGAAAUUUCAUCUUUUUCAAUCAACUUGGAGCAAGUUGAUUUGAACUAAUGAUGGAAUUGAAAUGAUUUGAAUAUUUACACAGCUAACACACAUUAAUCUCUUUGAACUUUCUUAUCUAAAUUCAAUAGUUAUGUCCUCAGCAAGUUAUCUAAUACUUCUUGACCAGUUAGUUUUGCUCUUUCCCUCAUAAAAGUGUGCAAUCAAGAUGAUCGAGCUUGAGGAUAUCAGUAUUGUAGAGGAAAAAAUUAGUCAAAGUAUGCUGGAUGAAGCGCCAGGUACACAAGAAGGGCAAAAACUUCCACAGUACUUAGUGACACUGUCAGUUGGUAUUGUUGUCAUUUCUGGUGGUACAACGAUUGGAUGGACUUCACUAGUUAUGGCUUAUCUCACAUCUCCAGAUUCACCCUUUACUCUCACUAAAGACCAGGCUUCUUGGACAGGAUCACUGUUGCCUAUUGGUGCCUUUUUCGGUGCGAUUCUAGCAGGACCAAUUGCUAAUAUUAUUGGGCAAAAAUUAGCUAUAUUGAGUACAGGACUACCUCUUGCCCUUUCAUGGUUGCUGAUUUUUACUGCUAGAAGUGUUACUUGGCUUUUUAUUGCAAGGUUUGUAGCUGGAAUCGGGUUAGGUGCGGCUUGCGCCCUUGUACCUACAUAUAUUUCUGAAAUUGCUGAAAAGAGUGUAAGAGGGGUUUUUGGAACAGCUUUCCAGCUAUCACUAGUUUUUGGUAUUGUCUAUGCUUAUGUAACUGGAGCUGUUUUAUGUUACAAUAAUCUCUCAAUAGCAUGCGGAAUUCUUCCUUUAUUAUUUUUUCUUGCAUUUUCCCAAGCACCAGAAUCUCCAAUGUACCUUUUAAGGAGAAAUAAGAAGAUACAGGCUGAAAAAUCAUUGCGAACAUUAAGAGGAAAUAAAUAUAAUGUAUCGAAAGAACUCAGUGACAUAGAAAAAGAAAUUGUGAAUCAAGAAAAGACAAAGGUUUCAUUUUUUCAAGCAGUUUUUAACAGAACUAGCGUAAGGGCUUUGACGAUUUGCUUAGGAUUGAUGGUAUUCCAGCAAAUCUCAGGUAUAAAUAUUGUUACAUUUUACUCAGCAUCUAUAUUCAAAGAUGCUGGAAGUUCGCUGAAACCAGAAUACGCCACUAUAAUUGUAGGUGUUGCACAAUUAGUUGCCACUAUUCCUUCUUCAUUGUUAGUUGAUAAAGCCGGGCGAAAGAUGCUACUUCAACUAUCAUCGCUGGUGAUGGCCAUUUCUUUAUGGGCAUUGGGAUUUUAUUUUCUCAUGAAAGACAGGGGCAAUGAUGUUUCUUCUUACAGUUGGAUACCGUUAAUGUCAGUAGUUGUGUAUAUAAUCUUCUUUUCUGUUGGGUUUGGACCUAUUCCUUGGAUAAUGACAGCUGAAAUAUUCCCACAAGAAAUAAAAGCAGUCGGAUGUGGACUAGCCGUUGUAGUGAACUGGACAAUGGUAUUUGCAGUCACCAAAUUAUUCCAGCCGCUUCUAUUUUAUAUUGGCACAGCCUAUACUUUUUGGUUAUUCGGGAGUGCAACUUUUGUCGGCUUGGCCUUCGUCUUCUUUUUGGUAAUCGAAACAAAAGGAAAAAGCCUAGGCCAAAUUCAAACUGAAUUAUGCGGAAAAUAGAAUUAUCCAUGAAGAUUAUUUAAUUUUAGGACUAUAAAUCUACAAUUGUGAUACAUAUGUACUUGCUUAAUUUUUCAUUGCUAGCGUUGGUUUUUUAAGAAUAAAAUGUAUUCAAUGA
This is a messenger RNA of Cimex lectularius (bed bug), 1755 nucleotides long. RefSeq names its product facilitated trehalose transporter Tret1-like. Gene Ontology annotation, cellular component: membrane. The transcript has 5 exons. Lineage: Eukaryota; Metazoa; Arthropoda; Insecta; Hemiptera; Cimicidae. Gene Ontology annotation, molecular function: sugar transmembrane transporter activity. The record is from RefSeq and is a predicted model, not a curated record. Gene Ontology annotation, biological process: carbohydrate transport; transmembrane transport. Bases 210 to 1637 code for a protein of 475 amino acids.